CUUUUGUGUCAGCGGUAGGAAGCUCGCAGUCAUCACAUGGCAUGCUGGAGGUUACGCUUCGAGUCGCUUAUCGAAUUUGUGUGCAUUCACGUGGACACGGCCUGUGGAGCCUUCUGCACAAACCUUGGUUGCCUCGAUUCUUCACUGCAGCGGCGCCUCUGCCGAGAACAACAACCCGCCGGGCGUCCUGCGGCCACACCCUGGCGGGCCCAGGCUGGUUACGCCCACGCGGCCCCCUCCGGUCCGGUCGGUGUGGCCAAUGGAGGAGCUACGAAUGGCACGACCUGCCCGAGCUUGGCAGUCGCCGGUGGUACCGGGCUUGGACGCCUGGGAAGACUUUGUUGGAAGGGGAGGCGGGGAGAGGGUGCUGCACCCAUGCCAACCUCUCUGUUUCCCUGGAGUCGCCGAACCCCAGCGCAGCCAAUUGGCUCAAAGAUGUGGCGGGUUGCCUGUUCCCUAUGGGUCUAUGCGGCACUCUUCUGCCUAGUGACUGACACCUUGGAAAUGAAGCUUAUGACGUCAUCGCUCCAGUCAACCAAUAGAAAGCGCUCCCGCGGAGAGGUGUUCCUCCCCUUUCGACUCUGCUUCUUCACGCGCGUGAGCGAGCGUGCGCGCGCGGAGGGGGUGGGGGAAAUCUCGAGCACGGUGGCGCGCAUGAGCGACGAAGCUCCUCCUCCCUGCCUAUAUAUAAAGGGCUGGCGCGGGGCUCGGCGGCGCCAUUUCGCGCUGGAGUGGAGCAGCCUCUAGAACGAGCUGGAGGAUUCUGCCUACUGAUAGAGAGCCUUCGAGUCGUCGGGGGCCGCCAUUGCAAUCCACGUCCAUCCGUUUGGAAAUGGCCUUCGUCUCGGCCUAUGACCGGCCCCGGCGGACAGUGCAGACCCCAUAGAAGCCCCCGACGCUCCCCUUUUUCGGGCCCCGCCCAAUCCUCGGAGUCUGUCCACCCCCUCUACUCCGCCCUCAAGAGGAUUUCAAAGAUGGAGGCGGCGGCUCCCUAAACCACUUUUCGUGUUCAUCCGCCUCCAUCCGAGAUCGAAACGGGACCUCGUCCGCUGCGGGCAGUCCCAGCAGGAAGAGGGGAUCCUUGCAGAUCAACAACGGGCAAUAUUGACGACGGUGUCCGGGAUUGGGGGCGUCCUAGUGUUUGAGGAGUCUGUCCCCCCUCGCUCGCCCGCCUCUGCUGAGGCCGCCGCCAUUUUCUCACCGUCCGCCUCCCGCGGAGCGCGCCAAGCUGCUGGGAGCUCUCCGAGAAGCAGCGAAGAAGACUGUUUUCGCGCCGGCCCGGUGGGGGGGUUAUCGCCUGGAGGGCCAAGGGCAGCGGCCCUCCACCCCCCCCCCCCGCACUUCCCGGGUUAUGCUGGACCGGGCGGUAAGGGGAACCGAGGCCAUCCGGACUUUUCGCGGCUGAGGGCAGUGCCGGUUCCCCGUCGUCAAGAUGCUGCAAAACGUGACUCCCCACAGCAAGCUCCCUGGGGAGGGGAAUGCAGGGUUACUGGGGCUGGGCCCAGAGGCAGCAGCACCAGGGAAAAGGAUUCGAAAGCCCUCCCUGUUGUAUGAGGGAUUUGAGAGCCCCACAAUGGCUUCAGUGCCGGCUUUACAACUGACCCCUGCCAACCCACCACCCCCGGAGGUGUCCAAUCCCAAAAAGCCAGGACGGGUUACCAACCAGCUGCAGUACCUGCACAAGGUGGUGAUGAAGGCUCUGUGGAAACAUCAGUUUGCAUGGCCUUUCAGGCAGCCUGUGGAUGCAGUCAAACUGGGUCUGCCGGAUUAUCACAAAAUAAUAAAGCAACCUAUGGAUAUGGGUACUAUUAAGAGGAGACUUGAAAACAACUAUUACUGGGCUGCCUCAGAGUGUAUGCAGGAUUUUAACACCAUGUUCACCAAUUGUUACAUCUACAACAAGCCCACUGAUGAUAUUGUCCUGAUGGCACAAACAUUAGAAAAGAUCUUUCUACAGAAAGUAGCAUCGAUGCCACAAGAGGAACAAGAGCUUGUGGUGACCAUCCCUAAGAACAGCCACAAGAAGGGGGCCAAAUUGGCAGCACUCCAGGGCAGUAUUACAAGUGCCCAUCAGGUGCCUGCUGUUUCUUCUGUGUCUCACACAGCCCUAUAUACUCCACCACCUGAGAUACCUACCACUGUUCUCAACAUUCCCCAUCCGUCGGUCAUCUCUUCUCCCCUUCUCAAGUCUUUACACUCAGCUGGACCCCCGCUCCUUGCAGUCUCUGCAGCUCCCCCAGCCCAGCCCCUUGCCAAGAAAAAAGGCGUAAAGCGGAAAGCAGAUACUACCACACCUACUCCUACAGCCAUCCUGGCUCCUGGUUCCCCAGCUAGCCCCCCUGGGAGUCUGGAGCCUAAGGCAGCACGUCUUCCCCCUAUGCGUAGAGAGAGUGGCCGCCCUAUCAAGCCCCCACGCAAAGACUUACCUGACUCUCAGCAACAACACCAGAGUUCCAAAAAAGGAAAGCUGUCAGAACAGUUAAAACAUUGCAAUGGCAUUUUGAAAGAGUUGCUCUCUAAGAAGCAUGCUGCCUAUGCCUGGCCUUUCUAUAAACCAGUGGACGCUUCUGCUCUUGGCCUGCAUGACUACCAUGACAUCAUUAAGCACCCCAUGGACCUCAGCACUGUCAAGCGGAAGAUGGAGAAUCGUGAUUACCGGGAUGCACAGGAGUUCGCUGCUGAUGUGCGGCUUAUGUUCUCCAACUGCUAUAAGUACAAUCCCCCAGACCACGAUGUUGUGGCCAUGGCACGAAAGCUGCAGGAUGUAUUUGAGUUCCGUUAUGCCAAGAUGCCAGAUGAACCACUGGAACCAGGGCCUUUACCAGUCUCUACUGCCUUGCCACCUGGGUUGGCCAAAUCCUCUUCAGAGUCCUCCAGCGAAGAAAGUAGCAGUGAGAGCUCUUCUGAGGAAGAAGAGGAAGAAGAUGAGGAGGAUGAAGAGGAAGAAGAAGAGAGUGAAAGCUCAGACUCUGAGGAAGAAAGGGCUCAUAGAUUGGCUGAACUACAGGAACAGCUCCGGGCAGUACAUGAACAACUGGCUGCCCUGUCCCAAGGCCCAAUAUCCAAGCCAAAGCGGAAGAGAGAAAAAAAAGAGAAAAAGAAGAAACGGAAGGCAGAGAAGCAUCGCGGCCGAGCUGGGGUUGAUGAAGAGGACAAGGGAACUCGGGCACCUCGCCCAUCUCAGCCCAAGAAGUCCAAGAAAGCAAGUGGCAGUGGGGGUGGCAGUGCUGCUACACUAGGUCCCCCUGGCUUUGGACCUUCUGGAGGAAGUGGCACCAAACUGCCCAAAAAGGCCACAAAGACCGCUCCACCUGCCCUGCCUACAGGCUAUGAUUCAGAGGAAGAAGAAGAAAGCAGACCCAUGAGUUACGAUGAAAAACGGCAGUUGAGUUUGGACAUCAACAAAUUACCUGGGGAGAAACUGGGUCGAGUUGUGCACAUAAUCCAGGCCAGGGAGCCUUCUUUACGUGACUCAAACCCAGAAGAGAUUGAGAUUGAUUUUGAAACCCUCAAGCCAUCCACGCUUCGAGAGCUUGAGCGCUAUGUCCUUUCCUGCCUAAGAAAGAAACCUCGGAAACCCUAUACCAUUAAGAAACCUGUGGGAAAGACAAAGGAGGAGCUGGCUUUGGAAAAGAAGCGGGAAUUAGAAAAGAGGUUACAGGAUGUUAGUGGGCAGCUCAAUUCCACCAAAAAGCCCCCCAAGAAAGCAAGUGAGAAAACGGAGUCCUCAUCGUCGGCACAGCAAGUAGCAGUGUCACGCCUCAGCGCUUCCAGCUCCAGCUCAGAUUCCAGUUCCUCCUCUUCAUCGUCCUCUUCUUCAGACACCAGUGAUUCAGACUCAGGCUAA
Messenger RNA from Herpailurus yagouaroundi (jaguarundi), 3847 nucleotides. It is a transcript of the gene BRD2, whose product is annotated as bromodomain containing 2. Gene Ontology annotation, cellular component: nucleus; chromatin. Bases 1433 to 3847 code for a protein of 804 amino acids. Lineage: Eukaryota; Metazoa; Chordata; Mammalia; Carnivora; Felidae. Gene Ontology annotation, biological process: chromatin remodeling; regulation of DNA-templated transcription. The transcript is spliced from 13 exons. The record is from RefSeq and is a predicted model, not a curated record.